Uranotaenia lowii is the source of this 630-nucleotide messenger RNA. RefSeq lists its product as uncharacterized. The transcript has a single exon. The record is from RefSeq and is a predicted model, not a curated record. Lineage: Eukaryota; Metazoa; Arthropoda; Insecta; Diptera; Culicidae. Bases 1 to 630 code for a protein of 209 amino acids.
AUGGAUCCACCAAGUAAUGCCGAUGAUUCUGGCCAUUAUCCAGCAACUCCACCCACUACCGGCAAUCCUCCAACAGUUCCUCCAACCACACCUGAGCCUCCACCAACAACUCCACCCCCACCUGUGCUUGCUCCAGCAACUCCACCCACGACAGGCAAUCCUCCGAUAGGCAAUCCUCCGACAGUUCCUCCAACAACUCAACCCACAACCGGUAAUCCUCCAGUCGUUCCAUUAACAACUCCACCCACGACUGGCAAUCCUCCGACAGUUCCUCCAACCACACCUGUGCCUCCUCCAACAACUCCACCCCCACCUGUGCUUCCUCCAGCAAAUCCACCCACGACAGGCAAUCCUCCGACAGUUCCUCCAACAACUCCACCCACUACCGGUAAUCCUCCGACAGUUCCUCCAACCACACCUGUGCCUCCUCCAACAACUCCACCCCCACCUGUGCUUCCUCCAGCAACUCCACCCACGACAGGCAAUCCUCCGACAGUUCCUCCAACAACUCCACCCACUACCGGUAAUCCUCCAGUCGUUCCAUUAACAGCUCCACCCACGACUGGCACACCUCCUACGCCUCCUACUGGAGUAUUAAUAAGAAAAUCAACGUUUGAAUCACCUCCGUGA